Epithele typhae is the source of this 1224-nucleotide messenger RNA. RefSeq names its product FMN-linked oxidoreductase. Gene Ontology annotation, cellular component: intracellular anatomical structure. Bases 1 to 1224 code for a protein of 407 amino acids. The record is from RefSeq and is a predicted model, not a curated record. The transcript is spliced from 5 exons. Gene Ontology annotation, molecular function: NADP binding; NADPH dehydrogenase activity; FMN binding. NCBI's taxonomy places the organism in Eukaryota, Fungi, Basidiomycota, Agaricomycetes, Polyporales, Epitheliaceae.
AUGCCUUUCAUCCAGAACGCUCCAGCUGCUGGCGUUCCGUACUUCACCCCCGCCCAGUAUCCCCCUUCGGGAACCGCUGCGGCCGACAGAGAUGUCCCCACUCUCUUCAAGCCCAUCAAGAUCCGUGGUGUAGAGUUCCAGAACCGCAUCUGGCUCUCUCCUCUGUGCCAGUACUCAGCUCAGAACGGAUGUCUUACCGACUGGCAUAUGGCGCACCUGGGUAGCAUUCUCUCCCGCGGCCCAGGUUUGACCAUGGUUGAGGCCACCGCCGUCUCCCCCGAGGGCCGCAUCACCCCCGAGGACUCCGGCCUCUGGAACGACGAGCAGAUCGAGCCCCUCCGCCGCAUCGUCCAGUUCGCCCACUCCCAGGGCCAGAAGAUGGCCAUCCAGCUCGCCCACGCCGGCCGCAAAGCAUCCACCGUCGCGCCCUGGCUCAGCAUGGCCACCGUCGCCGUCGAGGCCGCCAACGGCUGGCCGGACGACGUCGUCGCCCCGAGCGCGGUCCCGUACAGCGCCGACCUCGUCCAUCCCAAGGCGCUCGACAAGCAAGGCAUCCAGCGCAUCGUCGCCGCGUUCGUCGCCGCCGCGAAGCGCGCCCUCGCCGCCGGCUUCGACGUGAUCGAGAUCCACAACGCGCACGGGUACCUCCUCCACGAGUUCAUCAGCCCGCACAGCAACAAGCGCACGGACGAGUACGGCGGCAGCUUCGAGAACCGCGUCCGCCUCACGCUCGAGAUCGUGGACGCCGUCCGCGGCGUCAUGCCCCCGAGCAUGCCUCUGUUCCUCCGUGUGUCGGCUACGGACUGGCUCGAGGAGUCCCUGGCCAACGAGGAGUCGUGGUGCUCGGAGGACACUGUCAGGCUCGCGGGCAUUCUCGCUGAGCAUGGCGUCGACUUGCUUGAUGUUUCCACUGGCGGCAUGUCGCCUCUGCAGAAGAUCAAGGGUGGACCGGCGUACCAGGCUGGGUUUGCCGAGGCAGUCAAGAAGGCGCACGGAGACAAGAUCCUUGUGAGCGCUGUCGGUGCGCUCGGCGAUGGUCGUGUUGCGCAGGGUGUCCUCGACAAGGGACAGGCAGACGUCAUCUUCGUCGGUAGACAAUUCCAGAAGAACCCGGGGCUCGUAUGGACGAUGGCGGAGGAGCUGGGAGUCCCUCUGACGGUUGCGCAUCAGAUUGAGUGGGGCUUUGCCGGAAGAGGGAGCGUGGGCCGCAAAGCAGCUUUGUGA